This is a messenger RNA of Cryphonectria parasitica EP155, 1530 nucleotides long. Its product is annotated as N-terminal nucleophile aminohydrolase. The record is from RefSeq and is a predicted model, not a curated record. Gene Ontology annotation, biological process: protein maturation. The transcript has 4 exons. Gene Ontology annotation, molecular function: threonine-type endopeptidase activity. NCBI's taxonomy places the organism in Eukaryota, Fungi, Ascomycota, Sordariomycetes, Diaporthales, Cryphonectriaceae. The annotation marks the transcript as partial.
CAGAAGCGCAAAUCCAACAUUCCAAUGGCUAUCGUUAUCCAUGCCGGUGCAGGCUACCACAGUCUCCAAAACGAGAGCUUCCAUCUUGCUAUGUGCUCGAAGGCCGCAUCUGAGGGCAUGAAGCUUCUAAAGGCUGGCCGCACAGCCGUCGAGGCUGUCGAGGCGGCAAUCAAGGUGCUCGAGAAUAACGAGAUCACGAACGCGGGGUAUGGCAGCAAUCUGUCUAUCGAUGGCACCGUCGAGUGCGAUGCUACGAUGGUUGAUCACUUUGGUCGAAGCGGGGCUUGCGGAGCUGUGCCCAACGUCAAGAACCCUAUAUCGCUUGCCAAACUCAUUCUCGAAACCAGCUCUCAGUCACUGACCCUGCGGCGCGUGCCACCCAACUUCUUAGUCGGCGAAGGCGCCAAGUUGUUCGCGGUCGAGCACGGCAUGUCCACCGUAACCAACGAGCAGCUCACCUCUCGCAAUGCCAAGGACCGAUAUACCAGGUGGCGAGCCGACCUGGACAAGAUUCGAGGCGUGAACAGCGUCGGUACCCAGGUCAAUGUUGUUGAAGGGCCCUCCCCGCCUCAGGCUGUUCAGGCUCAGGAACAUGGUCAGGACCAGAUGAUGACCACCGCACCCAAGGCUCACCAGGGAUCCCUGCGUGACCAUACCAGCGCCAUCAUGACCGCCACGUGGAACGAGGGCCAGCCUGAUUCACCCUCUUCAGAGUUUAACAUAGAGUCGCCCACUCCGACUACCAUAUACUCCACCACUCCUAACAAGAAUGGCACGACUUGGGCUCCAAAGGCAGGCUUAAACCAUGGUGUCGCAUCCCUUGAUGGGUCUCCCGAAGGUGGCCCAGUGGCUGAUUUGUCUUCGACAUCCAACUAUUCUUCACACGAUAGCUGCUCGCUGAAGCGCCGCGCUAUCACGGAGAUGACUGCCGAGCCCAACGAUGCGGACCUUGAUUUGAUCACAGACACUAUGGGUGCCAUUGCGAUCGACAAGUGGGGCAACAUCGCUGCCGGCUCGUCCUCGGGCGGGAUCGGUAUGAAGCACAGGGGCCGCACCGGCCCAGCUGCCCUUGUUGGCAUUGGCACUGUCGUGAUUCCCUACAACGAGCAUGACCCGGACUUCAAGACAGUUGCGGCGGUGACGAGUGGCACGGGCGAGCACAUGGCUACUACCAUGGCCGCUGCCAAGUGCGCCGAGCGACUGUACCAAGGUACAAUGAAGGGUCCCACCGGCCGCGACGUCGAAGAGGAUGAUACUGCCGUGAUCAUGCAGAGCUUCGUGGAGAACGACUUCAUGGGUCACCCGGGCGUCCGCAACCAGACCAGUGCUAGAGCCAUUGGAGUCAUGGCCGUCGAGGUGAACGAGAAGGGCGUAUACCUGCAUUGGGCCCAUAAUACCGACUCGUUCGCCCUGGCCAGCUUCAACCUCAAGGAUAAGGUGCCUCAUACCUGUAUGUCGCGUCUACCCGAGGGUUCAAGCGUCAAUGUUGGCGCCCGUAAGCUGAGCAACGGCGAUCAAAUCUUUGACUAG